Molecule: messenger RNA, 3218 nt
Organism: Osmerus eperlanus (European smelt)
Lineage: Eukaryota; Metazoa; Chordata; Actinopteri; Osmeriformes; Osmeridae
Gene: exoc1
Product: exocyst complex component 1
Exons: 20
Coding region: 235-2955 (906 amino acids)
Biological process (GO): Golgi to plasma membrane transport; exocytosis
Cellular component (GO): plasma membrane; exocyst
Molecular function (GO): phosphatidylinositol-4,5-bisphosphate binding
Source: RefSeq, a predicted model, not a curated record
GCGGAAACAGGAAGCUGAGGGGAAGGGCAGGGCAGGGCAGAGAUGAGGGACUGUUUACCAAUCUAAUAUAUUUUAUUUUCCUACUGUGAAGAAGACGUAACAUCUUUACAUGGGAACAAACAGCAGAUGAAAGCAGACGUUCCACUCUGAUUUACGUUCUCUAUUCGUGAGUAAUUUCAUGAACCACAAUGACAGCCAUCAAGCACGCUCUCCAGAGGGACAUCUUCACGCCCAAUGAUGAGCGGCUCCUCAGCAUCGUCAAUGUCUGCAAGGCGGGGAAGAAGAAGAAGAACUGCUUCCUGUGUGCAACAGGUGUGCCUCUGCGACCAUCCUAAACAGUUGAAUUCCCAUCAAAUCCAGAUGACGACAGAGAGGCCUGUUCAAGUGAAGGUUGUGAAAGUGAAGAAGUCAGACAAAGGAGACUUCUACAAGCGCCAGAUGGCCUGGGAGCUGAGAGACCUGACAGAGGUGGACGCCAAAGAUUCCAGCAAGGAGAACCCGGAGUUCGACCUUCACUUCGAGAAGGUGUACAAGUGGGUGGCCAGCAGCACGGCCGAGAAAAACUCCUUCAUAUCCUGCAUCUGGAAGCUGAACCAGCGCUACCUGAGGAAGAAGGUGGAGUUUGUGAACGUCAGCCCCCAGCUGCUGGAAGAGCUUCCUAAAGCUGAAGAAUCCGUCCCCAGCGGGGAGAGCCAGAGUGUUGCCGGGGGAGACGAGGAUGCGCUGGACGACUACCAGGAGCUGAACGCCAGAGAGGAGCAGGACAUCGAGGGCAUGAUGGACGUGUGUGAGUACGCCAUCUCCAACGCCGAGGCCUUCGCUGAGAAGCUGUCCAGGGAGCUGCAGGUGCUGGAUGGGGCCAACAUCCAGUCCAUCAUGGCCUCAGAGAAGCAGGUGAAUAUCUUGAUGCAGCUUCUGGACGAGGCACUGUCGGAGGUGGACACCAUCGAGGGCAAGCUGAGCAGCUAUGAGGAGAUGCUGCAGAGCGUCAAGGAGCAGAUGGACCACAUCUCCCAGAGCAACCUCCUCAUCCAGAUCAGCAACACCAACAACGGCAAGCUGCUGGACGAGAUCCAGUUCCUGGUGAACUACAUGGACCUGUCGAAGGGCCACGUGCGAGCGCUGCAGGACGGGGACCUGUCCUCCCCCAAGGGCAUCGAGGCCUGCAUCAACGCCUCCGAGGCCCUGCUGCAAUGCAUGAAUGUGGCACUCAGACCAGGCCAUGAGAAGCUGAUGGCAGUAAAGCAGCAGCAGCAGCUGUUCUCCGACCUCAGGGACACCUUCGCUCGGCGCCUCACCAACCACCUCAACAACGUCUUCGUUCACCAGGGCCACGACCAGAGCUCCAGCCUGACCCAGCACACGGCCGAGCUGCUGCUGCCCAAACACAGCCCUCUGCACAGGGAGCUGCUGCGCUACGCCAAGCUCAUGGAGUGGCUGAAGACCACCCAGAGGGAGAAGUACGAGGGCCUGUCCAGGACGUACGUUGACUACAUGAGCAGACUCUAUGAACGAGAAAUCAAAGAUUUCUUUGAGAUCGCCAAGAUCAAGAUGGCGGGAACGACCAAGGAGGGGAAAGGGAAGUUUGCCACGCUUCCUCGGAAAGAGAGCGCUCUCAAACAGGAAACGGAAAGCCUGCACGGCAGCUCCGGGAAGCUGACCGGCUCCACGUCCAGCCUGAACAAGCUGGCGGUGCAGGGCUCCAACAGCCGGCGCUCCCAGUCCUCCUCCCUGCUCGACAUGGGCAACAUGUCCGCCUCCGACCUGGAUGUGGCCGACAGGACCAAGUUUGACAAGAUCUUCGAGCAGGUGCUCAGUGAGCUGGAGCCUCUGUGUCUGGCAGAACAAGACUUCAUCAGCAAGUUCUUCAAGCUGCAGCAGAGCCCUCCACCCCUCCAGGUGGCGCCACAGCAGGGCGAGGGCGAGGAGCUGGAUGGAGGACAGCCCUCCAGGAUGGCUCCCCACGGGGAGCACAGACACUCCAUGUCUUCUGAGAAGGACUUGGUGCGCCUGAUGAUGAACAAGAUCUUCCAGAGCAUCGAGACGGAGCUCCACAGCCUCAUCGCCCUGGGCGACAAGAUCGACAGCUUCCACUCGCUGUACAUGCUGGUGAAGAUGAGUCACCACGUGUGGACGGCAGAGAACGUGGACCCGGCCUCCUACCUCAGCACCACCCUGGGAAACGUGCUGGUCACCGUCAAGAGGAACUUCGACAAAUGCAUCUCCGUUCAGAUCCGUCAGAUGGAGGAGGUGAAGAUCUCCAAGAAGAGCAAGGUGGGGAUCCUGCCGUUCGUCACGGGCUUCGAGGAGUUUGCCGAGCUGGCGGAGACCAUCUUCCGCAGCGCCGAGCGCCGCGGUGACCUGGACAAGGCCUAUGUCAAGCUGAUCAGAGCUGUCUUCAUGAACGUGGAGAAGGUGGCCAAUGAGAGCCAGAAGACCCCACGUGACGUGGUGAUGAUGGAGAACUUCCACCACAUCUUCUCCACGCUGUCGCGCCUGAAGAUCUCCUGCCUGGAGGCCGAGAGGAAGGAGGCCAAGCACAAGUACACAGACCACCUGGGGUCCUACGUCAUCAACUCCCUGGGACAACCGCUGGAGAAGCUCAACCACUUCUUCGAGGGCGUGGAGGCGCGCGUGGCCCAGGGCGUGCGUGAGGAGGAGGUCAGUUACCAGCUGGCCUUCAACAAGCAGGAGCUGAGGAAGGUGAUCAAGGAGUACCCUGGGAAGGAGGUAAAGAAGGGCCUGGACAACCUGUACAGGAAGGUGGACAAGCAUCUGUGUGAGGAGGAGAGCCUGCUGCAGGUGGUGUGGCACUCGAUGCAGGAUGAGUUCAUCCGCCAGUACAAGCACUUCGAGGGUCUGAUUGGCCGCUGCUACCCAGGGUCUGGCAUCACCAUGGACUUCACCAUUAGGGACAUGCUGGAGUACUUCUCCAGCAUCGCCCAGUCGCAUUAACCACAGAGCGCGUUACUGAUGUCCUCACUUCUUAUUGGUGCCUCGCAAAAUGAAACACUACUUACCUUCUUCUACAUGUCUUGACUGAAAGAGAUUCACAGAAUGAUCCCCCGCCAAGUCCAUGUUGCACACAUACUAGUUUCUGUUGUAAAUCGUCUAAGACCUUAAACUUAAGCAAAAACGUCCAGCAAAAUACAUUUUAUAAUUGAGCUUAAUUGUGUGUUAUAGGCAGAAUGUCAAAUGUAAAUAAACUACAAAUCUCA